AUGGCUGGCGAAGAAACACUACAAAAACGCGAGGAGGGUUCCGAUUCAGAGGAUGAGGACGAUGACGAUGUAAUAGAAGAUGUCCCAAAAAUCGAGGUUGCCGUCGAAAAUUUGACACCUCUUUCUCCAGAAGUCAUAUCAAAACAGGCCACGAUAAACUUAGGAACCAUUGGACAUGUCGCGCACGGGAAAUCGACGGUGGUCAAGGCGAUAUCAGGAGUUAUGACCGUCCGAUUCAAGAACGAACUUGUACGAAAUAUUACGAUCAAGCUUGGGUACGCCAAUGCAAAAAUCUACAAAUGCGAAAACGAAGCAUGUCCAAGACCAGGAUGCUACCGAUCCUACCGCUCAGACAAGGAGGAUAACCCACCAUGCGAACGCCCUGGAUGUGGGCACAGAAUGAAGCUUGUCCGCCAUGUCUCUUUUGUUGAUUGUCCAGGACACGACAUUCUGAUGGCUACUAUGUUGAACGGAGCCGCCGUCAUGGACGCCGCGCUGCUUUUGGUCGCUGGAAAUGAAACUUGCCCUCAACCCCAAACGUCGGAGCAUCUGGCGGCUGUAGAGAUCAUGAAACUGGAACAUAUAAUCAUCCUGCAAAAUAAGGUGGAUCUUAUCAAAGAGGAGCAGGCGCUCGAGCAUCAGAAAAGCAUAUCGGCAUUUGUGAAAGGGACUGUCGCUGAAUCUUCACCCAUCGUUCCUAUCUCCGCACAACUGAAAUACAACAUCGACGCGGUCAACGAAUACAUUGUCAAGCGCAUCCCUAUACCUGUUCGAGACUUCACCUCUGAUCCACGAUUGAUUGUCAUCCGUUCCUUCGACGUAAACAAGCCGGGAGCGGAAGUUGACGAGCUCAAGGGUGGUGUUGCUGGAGGAUCCAUUCUGAAGGGUGUCCUUCGCUUAGGCCAAGAGGUUGAGAUUCGUCCAGGAAUUGUUACGAAGGACAGUGCUGGACGAAAUAAGUGUAAACCAAUCUUCAGCAGGAUCAUGUCUCUGCAUGCGGAGAACAAUCUCUUGUCAUUCGCUGUUCCGGGAGGCCUCAUUGGUGUCGGCACGAGGAUUGACCCUACGCUGUGCAGAGCUGAUCGUUUGGUGGGACAGGUCUUGGGUGAGGUUGGGAAGCUGCCCAAAAUCUAUACCGAACUGGAAAUCAGCUUAUUCCUCCUCCGUCGUCUGCUUGGUGUCAAGACUGAGGACAAGAAACAAACCAAAGUCUCGAAGCUCGUCAAGAACGAGCUUCUCCUCAUCAACAUUGGCUCAACCUCUACUGGAGGCCGUGUUCUUAGCGUCAAAGCCGAUCUGGCUAAAAUCCAACUGACGUCACCAGCGUGUACCGAAGUUGGCGAGAAGGUUGCUUUGUCGCGUCGUAUCGAAAAGCAUUGGCGGCUUGUCGGCUGGGGGAGUGUACAAAGAGGUACCAUAUUAGAAGUCGACUAAUGUAUAUGGGUUUUGUAUCAAUUGCAUCAUCUACGAGGACUCUUU
Messenger RNA from Laccaria bicolor S238N-H82, 1479 nucleotides. RefSeq lists its product as uncharacterized. The coding region runs from base 1 to 1434 and encodes 477 amino acids. NCBI's taxonomy places the organism in Eukaryota, Fungi, Basidiomycota, Agaricomycetes, Agaricales, Hydnangiaceae. Gene Ontology annotation, cellular component: eukaryotic translation initiation factor 2 complex; cytosol. The transcript has 7 exons. Gene Ontology annotation, molecular function: GTP binding; GTPase activity; translation initiation factor activity. The record is from RefSeq and is a predicted model, not a curated record. Gene Ontology annotation, biological process: formation of translation preinitiation complex; positive regulation of translational fidelity.